Molecule: messenger RNA, 1137 nt
Organism: Aspergillus nomiae NRRL 13137
Lineage: Eukaryota; Fungi; Ascomycota; Eurotiomycetes; Eurotiales; Aspergillaceae
Exons: 1
Coding region: 1-1137 (378 amino acids)
Biological process (GO): mRNA splicing, via spliceosome
Cellular component (GO): nucleus
Source: RefSeq, a predicted model, not a curated record
AUGGUGAAGGGGUUGGAUUGGGAGUUGUUGAGGAGGGUGAGGGCUGGGGAGGAUGUGGAGAAGAAGGAGGAGAAGGAGGUGGUGGUGGAGGAGCCAGUAGGGGAUGUGGAUGAGGAGUUGGAAAAGUUGGAGGAGGGGACGGGGGAGGGGUUGCCUUCUGCGCCGAGGGAGAAGGAGAAGAAGAAAGGGAAUAUGGCGCCGCCGCCGGGGAGGAAGUCGAGGGAUGAGAUUUUGAAGCAGUUGAGGGCGAGUCGGGCUGCUGCCGCGGCGGCUGAGGAGCAGGCGGCUGAGCCGGCGUUGGGGUCGAAGUUUAAGCGGAUCGGGGAUUCGAAGGUCGAGAAGAAGAGGUGGGUGGAGCAGGAUGAGACUGGGCGGCGGAAGGAGAUCCUACAGAUUACGGAUGCGGAGGGCAAGACGAAGAGGAAGGUGAGGUGGUUGGAUAAGCCGGGUGAGACCAAUGCUGGCGGUCUCUUGGUUCCGGAUAAGGAUGCGAAGCCGUUGGGUAUGGAGGUGCCGGCUGAGGUGGCAGCGAAGGCGUCUGUUCCGUCGGAGGAUGAAGAUGACGAUAUCUUUGCGGGCGUGGGUGACGACUAUAACCCUCUUGGUGAUCUCGGGAGUGAUGAGUCGUCGGAUUCGGACUCAGAUGGUGAGGUUGGAGAGAAGCCAGCCCACACCACGGAGGCAGCGCCAAAGGAGACACCGAAGCCGUCAGGUGAAGCACCAGCCAAGCCGCGCAACUACUUCUCGACUUCUACGACGGAGACUACUGAAGAAGAUCGUUCGAACCCUCUCACCAAAGAUCCCACCCUGCUCGCUGCCCUCAAACGGGCUGCUGCCUUGCGACGAGCCGAGUCUUCGGCAGACGAUGACGCUGGCGAUGGAGAAGAAGACGCCGACUCGGAGACUCUCCUUCGGAGGAAGAAGUUCCUCGAAGAAGCCCGCCGUCGCGAGCAGCUGGAUGCCAUGGAUAUGGAUCUUGGAUUCGGAAGCAGUCGCGUCGAGGAUGACGAAGACGACGAGGUGAUCCUGGAGGAACGUGGGGGCAAGAAGAGAAAGCGUGGACCGAAGAAGAAGAAGGGGGAUAAGGACAGUGUCUCUGAUGUGAUGCGUGUGCUUGACGGAAGGAAGAAAGAUUGA